AUGUUCUUGUUGAUAUACAGGGGGCUGGGAUCUUCAGCUAGCAGACCUCGUGAAGACAGCUGGUUAAAAUCGCUGUUUGUUCGCAAAGUCGAUCCAAGGAAAGAUGCUCACUCCAACCUUCUCGCCAAAAGAGAGACCAGCAGCCUGUAUAAACUACAGAUUCACAAUGUAAAACCUGAAUGUCUAGACGCCUACAACAAGCUUUGUCAAGAGGUGCUGCCAAAGAUUCAUGAAGAAAAACACUACCCAUGUGCACUGGUGGGGACUUGGAACACGUGGUACGGAGAGCAAGAUCAGGCUGUUCAUCUGUGGAGGUACGAGGGAGGCUAUCCAGCUCUCAAUGAGGUCAUGAGUAAACUCCGUCAAAAUAAGGAAUUCACAGAGUUUCGUAAAGAAAGAGGUAACAUGCUCCUGUCACGCAAGAACCAGUUGUUGUUGGAGUUCAGUUUCUGGAAUGAACCUGUACCCAGAGAAGGGCCUAACAUUUAUGAACUGAGAUCCUAUCAACUUAGGCCUGGAACGAUGAUUGAGUGGGGAAAUUACUGGGCUCGUGCCAUUCGUUUCCGACAGGAUAAUAAUGAAGCGGUUGGAGGGUUUUUCUCACAGAUUGGACAGCUGUAUAUGGUUCAUCACCUCUGGGCUUACAAAGAUCUCCAAAGCAGAGAAGAUAUAAGGAACGCUGCGUGGCAUAAACCUGGCUGGGAUGAACUUGUCUAUUACACAGUGCCCCUUAUUCAGGAAAUGGAGUCCAGAAUCAUGAUACCAUUGAAGAUUUCUCCGCUUCAGUAAAGUCCCUGAUUUACUCGUGCCUACAUAUAUAAAGUGACAAGUAUUUGUCUUAAAUUAAUUUAUGGUAUACAUUGUAUAUCAUAGUCUGAAGUAUAAAAGUACUGUAUUGAGCUUAUAAAGGAGACCUCUUUUCUUCAGA
Molecule: messenger RNA, 928 nt
Organism: Mesitornis unicolor (brown roatelo)
Lineage: Eukaryota; Metazoa; Chordata; Aves; Mesitornithiformes; Mesitornithidae
Gene: NIPSNAP2
Product: glioblastoma amplified sequence
Exons: 9
Coding region: 1-789 (262 amino acids)
Cellular component (GO): mitochondrion
Source: RefSeq, a predicted model, not a curated record